Messenger RNA from Guillardia theta CCMP2712, 1286 nucleotides. RefSeq lists its product as hypothetical. The transcript has 23 exons. The record is from RefSeq and is a predicted model, not a curated record. Bases 159 to 1286 code for a protein of 375 amino acids. NCBI's taxonomy places the organism in Eukaryota, Cryptophyceae, Pyrenomonadales, Geminigeraceae. Gene Ontology annotation, cellular component: endomembrane system; membrane.
AUAAUCAGUCUGUAUUUGCGCACGUCUACUUCGUCAGAAAUGGGGCGGAUCCUCUGGGAGGAGGAGGCAACGCUGAUGUCGCGCAUGGCGUGUUCAACCUGAUCUCGCACGCUCCCCGGCCGAAGGCGAAGAAGACCAAGAACCUGAUAACAGGCGACAUGUCGGAGAGAGAUCAGGAAAUCAUGGCGGCCAACGCCAAGCUCAACAUCACAGAGGAGCGAGAGAAUGAGAUUAUCCCUAUGUGGAAGCCAGAGAUCUACAUCGACAUUGUUGAGGAGACGUCCGUCUUUCCUGGCAACGGAAUUCCACAGCCGAUGCUCGACCAUAUGAAGUUUGACUCGGAUGGAAGCUACUUUCCCAUCAUGCAUCUCAACGAGUUCUGGUUGACCAAGGGGAUGAUGAUCCACGUGAACGAGACAGUCGAUCACCUUCCUCUCGUCCUCCACUUCCGGUGUCAAGGUCGCUUCACAUGGCUCAUGGUCAUCCAGUGGGGAACUUCAAUGCAGCAGCAGCGAAGCAUCGGCACAGCAUCGGAGGGCGAUCAUGACGAGCUCAAGAGGAUUCUGCUCGAGAGCAACCCCUACCUCCUCGCCAUCACCGGGAUAGUGUCCCUCCUCCACACCGUCUUCGAUUUCCUCGCGUUCAAGAAUGACAUCUCAUUCUGGAGGAAGGUGGACUCGAUGCAGGGGCUCUCAGUCAGGAGCAUCUUCACCAACAUCAUCACGCAGACGAUCAUAUUCCUCUACCUGCUCGACAACGACACGUCGUGGCUGAUCCUCCUUUCUUCGGGCGUUGGGCUUCUGAUCGAAAUCUGGAAGGUGAAGAAGGCAAUGAAUGUACUAGUUCUGCCCCAGAUCGCUAUGAAAUAUCUCUCUUACGUGCUCUACCCGCUCUCCCUCGGUUUCUCCAUCUACAGUUUGAUGUACAACCAGCACAAGAGCUGGUGGUCUUGGAUCCUUUCAUCGGCCGUUGGUUGCGUUUAUACAUUCGGCUUCAUCAUGAUGACGCCGCAGCUCUUCAUCAACUAUAAGCUCAAGAGCGUCGCGCACUUGCCUUGGAGAGCGAUGAUUUACAAAUUUCUCAACACAAUCAUCGAUGAUCUUUUCGCCUUUGUGAUCAAAAUGCCAACUCUGCACAGACUUUCUGUCUUCAGAGACGACCUUAUCUUCUUGAUCUACUUGUAUCAGCGAUGGACAUACAGGGUAGACAAGAAACGACCCAACGGAGAGAGGAAAGGGUUCUCAGGGAGACAUGAAGACAAACAAGCAGGCAUGUCGGCGGGUUGA